Molecule: messenger RNA, 1020 nt
Organism: Spirometra erinaceieuropaei
Lineage: Eukaryota; Metazoa; Platyhelminthes; Cestoda; Diphyllobothriidea; Diphyllobothriidae
Source: the annotation of a GenBank genome assembly
AUGGAGUUGGUGUCUGUUUUCCAGGCCUCGAUUAUUUCUCGCGCCAGUCUGUUUUCCGCUCGACCGAGCACUUUGGCGCCGUCAAAGUCAAACCGAGAUGCGAAGGAGGCAUUCAGAGGAGAAUUAAACUCCAUCUUCCCACAAAUCCAAUUCACAAUGGAGGAAGAAAAGUACGGAACGCUCUCUUUCUUCGACGGGCGGGUAACGAGGCAGGAAGAUGGAACCCUCCAGACCGGUGGUUUCCGAAAAGCUACAAACACAGAGAAAAUACUCCACUACAACAGCAACCAUCCGCUGUCGCAUAAACGCAGUUGCGUCCGGACACUUUUCCGCCGCAUCAACACGCACUGCAGCACAGAGGCCGAGAAGCUACAAGAGCGUGCGUCCCUGUGGCACCUCUUCAUUGUCAAUGGAUACCCACGUAGCUUCGUAAACAAAUAUCUGUUCCAAAGACACACAAAGACUUACGGUGAGGCGAAACAAAAACCUGAGGUACUCCGUGUCUUGCCCUACAUGAGGAACGUCUCUGAGGCCACUGAGCGUAUGCUAAGACCACUUAACGUGGGCGUUGGACACCGACCGGAAGCCACCAUCCGCCGAUUAGUCAUGCAGCCAAAGGGUAGGCUGCCCCCUGAGGACAUGUCCGGUGUCAUUUACCGCGUCAACUGCCUAGACUGUCAGGCCAACUAUUGCGGCAUGACAAACAAACGACUUAAAACGCGCAUACAUGAGCACACCUUAGCCGUCAAGCGGAAAGAUGCGCGCUCACACGUUGCCAUGCACAGUCUGGAUAAUGACCACCGGUUUGAAUUUGACGGCGCCCAAGUGCUCGGUCGAGCGGAAAACAGACUGGCGCGAGAAAUAAUCGAGGCCUGGAAAUCAGACACCAACUCCAUCAACCGCUGCGUCGAACUACCGGCACCAUACGAGGCCGCCAAACACCAGCUACGCACCAGGGGAGGCCCAAUGAGGAUAGAAGUUGACGGCCCUAUCAGGCGAGAGCGAGAGGGACCUAUUUAA